Molecule: messenger RNA, 1942 nt
Organism: Phytophthora nicotianae INRA-310
Lineage: Eukaryota; Oomycota; Peronosporomycetes; Peronosporales; Peronosporaceae
Exons: 3
Coding region: 38-1804 (588 amino acids)
Source: RefSeq, a predicted model, not a curated record
GACGUUCAGAAACGAGUUGAAGUGUGCCUUUUGAGCGAUGGUGGCAGUGCGCUACGAGAAGGAAAUGGGGCUCGAGGAAAAAGCGAUUUUGCUGGCAGAACGGCUGGCAGCUCUGGACCAAGUGAAAGAGUGGAAGCACGCUGUCAAAAUGGAGCUCACACAGCAGCAGUAUUCGGUAGAUCAGGUGCAGAGUCUGCAAACACUGGACAAUCCGCUCAUGUACUGCCUGCUGGAAAAGAUGGGGCUGCUUGGGCUCAUCAAGCGCACGGUGAUCGAUCUGCACUGCGAGGCCAUGCAGAGUGCAACUGCAGCGUCGAAGAAACAGUUGAGAUGCUCGCCAAACGAUGGGCUUUUGCUGCCGGGGGUGCGCAUGGCGGAUGGUUGCAGUCUCGACGUCGUUCGGGCUGCGCGCGACAACUGGGAGAAAAUCACGAGCGACGAGAUGCUGAGGGUUGCGAGUGAGCUCGGACGGCCACUGAUAGCCCCGAAAGCGACCGUGGAAACACCAGAUCGCGAUGAUGGACAGACAGCCACACUCGAGGAGGAGAGUAUGAAAUCUCCCAAGCUGAGCAAAAAACUAAAUGCACGAUUUCUCUACGACGGAAUCGAUCUGCUGCGUUCACUUCAAGCCAUCGAGCCACCCAACCGAACUCGUGAGCCGAUGGAGCUGUCACCAAGCACUUGGGGUAUGCACUCUGCUCUGUCUUUCAUUGCACAGAAACUGACACUCGGCGGUGGUGCAGGUUCGAUUCAGUUUGAGCUCUAUUCGCCACCCUUUCCUGAAUAUCGACGAUUAUUCCCAGAGCUAGCCCCUGGAUACGGUCAAAUUGGACUGGAUGAGCUUUUCCCAGCGCAAAGGAGUGCUUUCAUCGCUGAGAAAAACCGUGUCGGCGAUCUUGUUCUAGCACAUCAAAGUGUGUCAAUGGCUCGUCAGUACUCCAAGACAGGAUGCCCUGUCAGUUUGCGACCCCAGAUAUGGCGACAGGCUCUGUCGGUACCGGUCACCGCACAGGAUCGGAGCUACUUCGAACAUUUACAAAAGCAUGCCGCGCAGUGGGCCUACCUCACGGACGACAUGUACUUGCUUGAUCUCCAGCAAACGAUCGACAGCUGUGACUACUUCGUUUUCCAAGACCAUCUCGAAAGCGUACUCAUGGCAUUCACACGGGAUACAUACGUCAAGGCACACGCACUGCAAGUGAAUGGUACCGUGACAUGUUCUCUGUCUGGAGCUGGACUUCCACAAACAGCAGAUUUACAGCCAGACGACGCCACGCCUGACGUGACCGAGUGCCGAGUCCCUCCAAACGGAGUGUUGCCUUUCAGUGGCCUCGUCAUGUACAUGGCUCCACUUGCUUAUCUCUACGCGGAUCCUGUAGAAAUCUACUACGUAUUCCGUGAGAUGUACACUCGCUACUGGAGCAAGCUCAAUGCUAUCCGUACUGAACGAGGAACGAUCUUUCCUCUUUGCAAGUUGUUUGAAGAUCUUGUCGCGCGCUCAAGUCCCGCCGUUGUAUUCCAUCUCAGAAAUAUUGGCAUCACACCUUUGGAUAUUGCCUUCUCGUGGAUUCAGAGUGCUUUCUCGGGCGUAUUAGACAUUGAUCAAGUCCUCCUACUCUGGGACCGCGUCAUUGGCUACGAUUCAUUAGAGCUCGUUGCCGUUUUUGCUGCUGCACUUUUCAACUUCCGAGCAGAUGAAUUGGAGUGUGUGAGCACGCGCGAGGAAGUCGACGAUCUCUUUGCAGAGCUCAUAGAUAUUCCAGUAGUCACGUUGUUGCAGAACUAUCUCUUCGAACUCCCGUAAGCACAAAUCAGUUGUUUCAAACUCCAUUUACAUUAUUCCGGAAGAAAUGCUUUAUCGGUGUGACGAAUGACAGCUAGCACCCCCUUCUUGAAAGCUUCGUAGCAUGAAUAUGACGGAAGUCGUAGUAUAUCUGGUUUG